CAUACCAUUCAGUUGGUACUACGCAUUCCAUACCAUUCAGUUGGUACUAAGUAUUCCAUAUCAUGCAGUUGGUAUAAAGCAUUCCAUACCAUUCAGUUGGUGCUAAGCAUUCCAUACCAUUCAGUUGGUACUAAGUAUUCCAUACCAUUCAGUUGGUACUUAGUAUGCCAUAUCAUGCAUUGGUAUAAAGCACCCCAUACCAUUCAGUUGGUGCUAAGCAUUCCAUACCAUUCAGUUGGUACUAAGUAUUCCAUACCAUUCAGUUGGUACUUAGUAUGCCAUAUCAUUCAGUUGUAUGCCAUAUCAUGCAGUUGGUAUAAAGCAUUCCAUACCAUUCAGUUGAUGCUAAGCAUUCCAUACCAUUCAGUUGGUACUAAGUAUUCCAUACCAUUCAGUUGGUAUAAAGCAUUCCAUACCAUUCAGUUGAUGCUAAGCAUUCCAUACCAUUCAGUUGGUACUUAG
Molecule: messenger RNA, 462 nt
Organism: Lottia gigantea (owl limpet)
Lineage: Eukaryota; Metazoa; Mollusca; Gastropoda; Lottiidae
Exons: 3
Source: RefSeq, a predicted model, not a curated record